AUGUCUUCGGCGAUAGACAUAAUGGACAGUGCCGGAUACAUCCAGACCAGCCUGAUCUGGGUGGCGUAUGCCGUGGCCGUCGGUAUAGCUCUCAUCAUCGGAGCUCUGGUGACCUUCACCUGGCAAGACCACCGGGAGAGGUCUGUUCUUGUCAGCACCGUUGCCACGAUUAGUCUCACGGCCUUGCUUGCGACCGUGCUCCUGCUCCCCGUCGACAUCGCUCUCGUCUCGUCCACCACCGAUGCCGCCCUCGGCGUCAAGAAGGACUGGGCGACCGCUUCGCGCGUCCAGGAUAUCCUCUUCACGCUCAAGGUUGUCUACUACAGUCUCUACAGCUUCGACGCCCUCCUUUGCUUGAUCGUCAUUCCCUUUACCUACUUCUUCUACGAGGAGUACGACGAGGUCGAAGAGCAGGAGGGAAACCAGACGUUUGGCAGCAGGCUUUGGGGGGCUUUCAAGUACACCAUUGCCUUCAUACUGCUGGUCGUCAUCAUUUUCCUCGUCGGCUUCUUCGUACCCGCUGCCGGACGUCAUGAGGGCAAACACCUGGACCUGGACUUCUUCAAGCGUCUCCUGGAUGAAAACCAUGGCGAGAAGGCCAUCACGUUUGGUGUCGGAUUGUUGAUCACGCUGGGAACUUUGCUGUACAUCCUCUACACCGGUGCGGGCUUGGCGCUUCUGCCAGUUUCCUUCAUCAAGUCGGCGCCCUCUGUUUCUGCGCCACAGCUGUCGGAGAACACUGCAUCUCAGCUGGAACAGAACCGUGAGCGCCAGCGACAGCUGGAGAUGCGCAAUGCCGGUCGCCCGGAGGGCAUGUCGCAGAAGGACCGCCGCGAGCUGGAGGCUCUUGCUCGGGAAGAACGCACUCUUGUCCGUCGCGAGCGUCUGGCGGCAGAGGCUCAGGGUGAGGGCAAGAGCUUCCUCGUGAGAGCGUGGACCAAGAUCUGUGCCAUCUUCCGACCCAUCAAACUCCUCGGCGGUAUACUCCUAAUCAUCAUCGCACUGUUGACUUGGGUGUCUAUGCUCAUUACUGGCAUUGACAAGGCCGCCAACUCUGUUUGCAAGCAACACUGCGGCUACAUUCUCGCCCACGUCAAUGUCUUCCAGCCAAUCAACUGGAUCUUUGUGCAGACCGCGCGAGCGUUCCCGGUGGAUUACAUCCUGAUGGCCCUGUUGAUCGUCUUGUUCCUCAGCAGCUCCAUCUCAGGGCUGGCUUCUAUUGGCAUCCGCUUCCUCUGGCUCCGCAUCUUUCAGAUCCGCAAGGGUCGCACCGCACCCCAGGCCCUGCUUAUCGCGACUGUGCUUCUUGCACUCAUCAUUCUCGGCAUCAACUACGCGGUGGUCAUGCUGGUCGCACCCCAGUAUGCCUCUUUCGGCACCCAGACCUUCUGUGACCUCCCACCUCACCACGCAGACGAGCAGCCCAACUGCAGGAACCACCUUGAGGCGGUCCAGCCGUGCUCUGAAUGGGUCGACCGCCACUUCAGCACACAAACCUGCACGCCUACCGUCAUGAGCACCUUCCUGAACCGCGUCACGCUGACCUGGCCCGUGUUCGGAGCCAUCGACUUCUGGGCCCAGUUUGCCUUCUUGGCCGUGUUCUUGAUAGUGUUCCUAACUACCCUGUUCCGCACCCCCCAGAUGAGUCUGAGCGAGUACGACGAGGACGCCGAGGCUGAUGAGGAGGAGGGCCUGCUGGCAUCAACGUCGAGGAGGUUUGGCGCCACCUGGCAGGAUAUCAGAGGCAAGUCAGGCAGGAACGGAACCGAGCCCAGCAACGGCGAAGGAUCCCAUAACUGA
Messenger RNA from Neoarthrinium moseri, 1800 nucleotides. RefSeq lists its product as uncharacterized. The transcript has a single exon. Gene Ontology annotation, biological process: protein localization to vacuole. The coding region runs from base 1 to 1800 and encodes 599 amino acids. Gene Ontology annotation, cellular component: vacuolar membrane. The record is from RefSeq and is a predicted model, not a curated record. NCBI's taxonomy places the organism in Eukaryota, Fungi, Ascomycota, Sordariomycetes, Amphisphaeriales, Apiosporaceae.